AUGCAUCAGCAAGUUGGAAUAGCAAGUAGCUACCAAACGUCAUCCUCAUCGACGCCCAGCAUUUUGCUAAAUACUACUUCAUCUUCGGCAUCUUUGAAUCAUCAUCAGCAGCAGCAGCAACAGUAUCAUUCUCAAGGUGGGGGAUAUCAACAACAAAUCAAUAUGAUGAAUAAUUAUAGUAAUAAUAAUAGUACAUCAUUGGGAACCAAUAAUAAUAAUAAUUUGGAUACUAUGAGUGGUGUUAGUUAUGAAAGGCUUGGAGGAACGGAGAAUAAUCCGUAUCCUUCGUUUCCUCUUAAUUUGAGAAGAAAUCAGAAUAAUCAAGUAAUUGCUCCUUCACCCUCAUCUACAACAACAAUUAAUUCAAUCAAUAAUAAUAAUAGUAAUAAUAAUAAUAAUAAUAAUACUAACAAAACAGGAUGUUGUGGUGGAUCGAAUAAGAAUAAUCAACAAGCAAACACCACCAGUAAUAAUAACGUUUCUCCCAAUAAUCCACCUCAAGGAAUGCACUAUUGUGCUUGUAAAAACUCAUAUCAACCUGGAGCCUCUGAUUGUGAGUUCCAACAAUUCAUUACCAAAUUUGCCAACGUUCCGAAUACUACUCCAUCACCCAACUCUGGAUCGACUUCACCUCCUUCUAGUGUCACACCAGAGGAUAACUUAUCAAUGCACACUUCAACUGUUGAGAAAGCUCUUCCGAAAGCCAAUACAUCCUGUUUAUUGUGUAAAUUAAGACAUAGAAAGUGUGACUAUAGUCAUCCUUCCUGCACACAUUGUAUGAAAGAAAAUAGACAGUUUUGUCUCUACAUUAGUAAUGUAAAGAGAGGACCAAAAAAGCAAAAGGAUGAUGUGGAUAGUAUGGACCUGGAUACAAUCACCAAAGAUAAUAUCGACACUAUUUACAAGACUAUAUAUCAAAAUAUUUCUAAUAUCAAAGCUGAUAAUGAAGUGGUAUCAAAGUUGUCAUUCCAAUUAUUCAGUAAAAUUGUUGACAAGCUUCUUCCACGUUCGGCAAAAGAAGAUAUCUAUGAAUUAAUGAGGGUAGCCUUACAUCCAACGAAUGAGGUUUUUUCUGGUGAUAUGGAUCAUUUCUACAAGUAUUUUUACAAGAUUGGAGAAAAGGAAAUUGCUCUCGUUUCUAUUUUGCAAGCCAUAGCCCUUCAAAGAUUAAAUUACAAACAACUGGCAGCUAGACUCUAUGAGAAGGCAAGAUCAAAGAUGUCUGUCAUAUUUGAUCAUGUAUCGGAUUUUAAACUCAUUGCUGUUUAUGUAUUUGUGGCAAUCUACUUGUUGGGAGAUGGUGACAGACCAAGAGCUGAAUACUUUCUCAAUCAUGUUAAAUUCUAUGUUAAAGAAUUUCAACCAACAAUGCACGAAGCACAAUUUCUACUCAGAACUGUACUUUUAUCAGAAUCAAUUUUGCAAGAUAACUACGACCAACUUCUCAAACACUACGAAAAUAUUCUCCUCUUCUUUACACCUCAACAACACGAUCCUGAAAAUUUACCUCAAUCUGCCAUCAAUAGUAUUUCCAGUUAUAUUGUAAAUUCAAAUGAGAAAAUGUUCAAACCUGGAAGAUGUAGAAUUGGAGAUGCUGAUUCUAAUGGAGAAUUGAAAAGGCAACUGAUUCAUUUGAGAGAAAUUAUUGAUAAGAGUAAUCAGGAAUAUCCAAUUGGUUAUCAACAUUUAUUGGACUCACUACUUAAUUCUAAUGAUGAUAUUAACAAUUUGUGUAUUAAUUUCAAACCUGAGAGCUCUGAACCUUUAGAACAGAAAAUUGAACAAAUUAAUAUGGCCAUCGAGAAUAUAAGAAAACAAUACGGAAGCUGGGAUUUUCUUGGAAACACUUUCAUAUCCAUGCUAUACAGCAUUGUAAUUUUACACAAGCACAAAUCAUUCAACACUGAUGAAAUUUCAGUGGAUGCUGUCAAAUGUGCUGACAUGAUUACCAAAUCAACAGAGUACGAUGAUUUUUCACUUUCUUCAUUCCCUGCCUCCAUUCCUCUCUCAAUUGCCUGUAAAAUUCACAUGAGCUCUAUGAGAAAUAUCCUUCGAUCAUCCACCCUCAUCAUUCACGAAUACUCAGAACAAUUGAGAAACUAUUUACAAAAUGAUUGUGAUGCUCUCCAAAUGCUCACUGCUAAAUUCCCCCUUGUUGAGAAGAGAUUCUCAACCUUGGUAAAAGAUGCUCAACAAGCAUUAGGAAAAUAUGCAGAAAUGAGAAUGACUCAACCUCAAAGAUUUGUUUCCCUUGACUCUAUUUCCAAACAUUUCCACAUGUAAAUUUCCUUUGAGUCAUAUUCUCAUAAAUGCUCGGAAAGAUCUAACGAAUAAAACUUUCAGUUACAUUGUACUGGAUAUUCCCGCUC
Messenger RNA from Naegleria gruberi, 2369 nucleotides. RefSeq lists its product as uncharacterized. Lineage: Eukaryota; Heterolobosea; Eutetramitea; Acrasida; Naegleriidae. Gene Ontology annotation, molecular function: zinc ion binding; DNA-binding transcription factor activity, RNA polymerase II-specific. The record is from RefSeq and is a predicted model, not a curated record. Bases 1 to 2283 code for a protein of 760 amino acids. The transcript has a single exon. Gene Ontology annotation, biological process: regulation of DNA-templated transcription.